CACCCUGCAGCAUCCUGCACCUGAACGCACCCUGCAGCAUCCUGCAGAGCCGCGAGCUGCACCUCUGGACCGGAGACAUCAAAGCGGGACAGGAGGACACGUUGAGCCGGAGCUUCAGAAUGGCUCAAGAUGACAAAGAUCCAGUGCCAGCAGCUGGGACCCUCUCUGUGGGCCAGCUGCAGUCACACCUCAAGAUGGAACCCAAGACUCUCGGGGCAAUCCAGAUUGUUAUUGGGGCUUUGAUCCUCUGUCUGAGCGCCUCUGUGCUCCAGCUCUACGAGGUCCACUUUACUGGGGAUGUGGCCCUCAUUCUUGUCGUUGUCCUGCAGCUCACCCUGUCUGGCUCAGUACUGAUCCACAGUGGGAGGAGGCCUUCUCUGUUUUGGGUGAAAUGUGUCCUGGUGCUGCAUCUCAUCAGCGCUGCGUUUGCUACAGCUGCUCUCGGCCUUAUGUCCAAACACCUGCCGUACCGCCAGGACUCGUACCACUGUGAGCACUGCCGCAGGCUGGAGCUGCACGCUGUGCAACAUUGUUUCAGAAAAUGCACCGGGCUGAUCGAGCAAAAGUGUAAACUGCUGAUUGACGGGAUCCUGGGAACUCUAGUGAUCUUCCUGGUGCUUGAAUUGUUAAUUUGCAUCACUGCCAUGUUGUUUGGACUCAGCGUCCUCGCUGCUGGAGGAACCCAGGCCUCCAGCCACAGGCCUGUCUAUCCACAGACCCGCCCCCCACCUGCUCCUGUGAUGCAGGCCGUUCAGACUCCUCAGGCAGCAGCUGAGCCCUCUCAG
Austrofundulus limnaeus is the source of this 785-nucleotide messenger RNA. RefSeq lists its product as uncharacterized. Gene Ontology annotation, cellular component: membrane. The record is from RefSeq and is a predicted model, not a curated record. Lineage: Eukaryota; Metazoa; Chordata; Actinopteri; Cyprinodontiformes; Rivulidae.